AUGCUGACACAACUGCCCCGAAACAACAAGGAGUCUGCAGUGGCGCUGACCACGUACGCCUCGGCACCAUCGCCGGUGGUGGAGGAGGAGCUGCGUUCUGUUUUCGUGCGCGGGUGGCCGAGGCUGUGCCUUGUGAGGGCACACCGUCCACAUCAGGAGCGCGACAGCAGCCUUUAUAUGACUGCGAACUGUUUGGGGAACGUUUUGAACGUUCUUAUGGUCGACUGCCGCGACUUGCCCGCGUGUCUGCGCCUCCUGCUGCUCAUCGCGAAGCAGCACAAACCGCUGCAGCACUAUUCCCUCAAGAGGAUGUGCAGGGUGCUGAUGAACCACCGCAUCUCGCGCAAGAACCCCUUCUGCGAGGAAAUUGCACUGGCGCUGUGGAAGAGGCAGAGGGCGUGGCCGUGGUGGUGUGUGGCGGGCUCUGCAGGUGCCGGACGCGACGCUGUCUACCGCUGCGGCACCAUUCCACGGGGGCGAGGGGCCAAAGAACGUGCGGCAGCUGCCCACCAAGAAGAAGCAACUGCAGCAGCAACGGCGGCUUCCUGCUGA
Leptomonas pyrrhocoris is the source of this 552-nucleotide messenger RNA. RefSeq names its product TATE DNA Transposon. Bases 1 to 552 code for a protein of 183 amino acids. The record is from RefSeq and is a predicted model, not a curated record. The transcript has a single exon. Lineage: Eukaryota; Euglenozoa; Kinetoplastea; Trypanosomatida; Trypanosomatidae.